AUGCUUCGAAACAUCCCCAACAAGGUUGACCAGGUCAUGCUCAAGCGUAUAAUUGAUGAGUCUAGUUGGGGGAAGUACGAUUUCAUGUAUUUGAGAAUUGAUUUCGCCAACGACUGCAAUGUUGGCUACGCAUUCAUCAACUUCGUUGAUCCUUUAGAUAUCAUCGAUUUUGUUGAUGCUCUGGGUAACCAGCGGUGGAACUGCUUCAAGAGCGACAAGGUGGCCGAGAUUUCCUACGCAACUAUCCAGGGCAAAGAUUGCCUCGUGCAAAAGUUUCGCAACAGCUCUGUCAUGCUCGAGGCACUCCAUUAUAGACCGAAGCUUUAUUACACAUCUAAUGGCCCACAGCCAGAGCUCGCAGGCCAAGAAGAGACGUUUCCCGAGCCGGACAAUCAAUCAAAGAUGAAAAGGAGUUGCGAAAAUGCCGAACACGUUGGUCUUUUUACACCAAAUGCUGGUCAGCAUUUCCGUGAUGAACAGCGACGAAGACGCUCCCAGUACGAUCGUGGGACUCGGCUUGCGGCCCUUGAGGAGUAUGACUAUGAACCGUCGACUCAACAUAUUUAUGCGCCGUCCAGUCAGUGA
This is a messenger RNA of Geosmithia morbida, 585 nucleotides long. Its product is annotated as RNA recognition motif 2. The record is from RefSeq and is a predicted model, not a curated record. NCBI's taxonomy places the organism in Eukaryota, Fungi, Ascomycota, Sordariomycetes, Hypocreales, Bionectriaceae. Gene Ontology annotation, molecular function: RNA binding. The coding region runs from base 1 to 585 and encodes 194 amino acids. The transcript is spliced from 8 exons.